AUGUUGCGACGUAGCGGCAGUUUGACGACACCUUGGGCAAUAACUCUAAGUAGAUCAGGUCAUGUACGUUGUUGCCAGAGCCACAACUUCGACUCCAAGCUCCAUGAGAAGCCCAUUCCCAUGGACCAAGUGCGCCAGAUCGCCGAAACGGAGCCAACUCCUUUGUCGCUUCAGCAGAUGCGCUCGUUCUCGGACGGAUGUGCCAAGCUGCGGCUCGUGUCGGCCAAAUUCCUGCACAAGGAGCUGCAAUCGCGUUUCGCUCGUGCUAUUAUCGAGCUGUCGGACUUGCCGCUAGGAUUGAGCGACACGACGUCGAUCCGUCAAGCAAUCGACGUCUAUUGUCGUGAGUUGCAGUGGCUUAACAGCAUUAAACCUCCAAUUUCCAUUGCAGAUGACCGACAGUUUACGGAAACGUUGCGUCACGCCAAAGCCCAAGGAUCCAAUCUAGUGCCGCUGAUUUGUUACGGGCUGCAGCAGCUGAAAGGUACGGAUCUCGGACACAGUGCACUGCAAAUUGAGAGUGCCCAGGAGGACAUCAAGGACCGACUGGACAAGUUUUUUCUGGGGCGUAUUGGCAUCCGCAUGCUGAUUGGGCAACAUGUGGAGUCGCUCGAGCGCCCAGGAGGCCGUGUGCACCUUGUGAAUGUGGAAGAAAUCGUACGAGAGGCUUGUGACCGCGCCACAAACUUGUGUAUACAGUACUCUGGUGUAGCACCACCUGUGGAGAUCCAUGCGACGGCGAGUGCUGGCACGCCGUUGAUGUACGUGCGGUCACAUCUACACCACAUGGUCUUCGAGCUGGUGAAGAAUGCCAUGCGUGCGACGGUUGAGCACCACAAAAAGCGGAGGCACAGAGCUCCCGGGGCACUCAACCAAUUUAAGCAAACGAUGAACUUAAACAGUCCGUCGUUGGGUUUUUUCCUGCCACCAAUUGACGACGUAUCGGGUGUCAAGAUUUUCCCAGAUGUUAGCAAGUACAAGCUCGGAGAGGGGCUCCCACCGGUGGAGAUCGUGAUCUGCGUGGGCAGUGAAGAUCUGACCAUCAAGGUGAGCGAUGAAGGUGGAGGUGUUCCACGCAGUCGUUGGAACAAGCUGUGGCGCUACGACUACACUACAAGUCUUCCUUAUCCGCCCAUUGACUCCAAUACCUAUCACAGUUAUAGACAACAUUAUAGUGGGGGUGGCUACGGACUGCCCAUGGCAAGGCUAUUCGCGCGCUAUUUCGGAGGUGAAGUCGCUUUUACUUCGCUUGAGGGAUCCGGAUCGACAGGGUUUAUCCAGGCACACCGUUUGGGAACGAAUGUGGAAGUCGUUCCUGGGCACGCGUCCUUUAACCUCCCGCCGCUUUAUUCGUAG
Messenger RNA from Peronospora farinosa, 1356 nucleotides. The record is from the annotation of a GenBank genome assembly. NCBI's taxonomy places the organism in Eukaryota, Oomycota, Peronosporomycetes, Peronosporales, Peronosporaceae.